AUCGAAACUUCCCAAAAACCCUACCAAAACCCUAAAUCAAAUAAAUAAAGCUUUCAACUUUCUUCAUCCUCCAAAGCCCUCCCAAACAACCCAAAACCUUAAAGAAGAAAGAUGCGAAGACCCAAAUCGAGAACAGUUCGAAAAAAGCACAAGGAAAAUGAGUUCCAAGAAAUCGAGGUUCUAAAUGAAUGGAUAGAAUCCCAGAAACCUGAAUCCGGUUUCAACCCGUUGUCUCUCGACCCGCUCCAGUCCAAGAUGCCAAUUGGCCGAAUUGUCGACCCCCAAAGUGGUGCUGUUUCGUUCUCGAGGUACACGGGAGCAAGGAAGUUUUAUGAGCUGCCUAUUUCGAAGAGGGCGAAGAAUGGGUUGGAGGAAGGUGGGUUUAAGAAGAUGACUGAUAUACAGGUGGCGUCUUUGCCUCACGCGCUUUGUGGAAGGGAUAUUCUUGGUGCAGCUAAGACAGGGUCCGGAAAGACUCUCGCUUUUGUUAUUCCGGUCUUGGAGAAGCUGUAUAGAGAAAGAUGGGGUCCUGAGGAUGGAGUAGGCAGCAUCAUAAUAUCUCCCACAAGGGAGCUAGCUGGUCAACUUUUUGAUGUAUUAAAAACUGUUGGGAAGUAUCACAAUUUUAGUGCUGGCCUUCUAAUUGGUGGUCGCAAGGGAGUUGACACAGAGAAAGAGCGUGUGAAUGAGCUGAACAUUUUAGUUUGUACUCCUGGACGUCUUCUUCAGCACAUGGAUGAGACUCCAAAUUUUGAUUGUUCGCAGCUUCAGGUUUUGGUCCUUGAUGAGGCAGAUCGUAUUCUUGACAUUGGUUUUAAGAAGACUUUAAAUGCAAUUGUAUCACAGCUACCCAAGUGUAGACAAACAAUGCUUUUCUCAGCAACCCAAACAAAGUCAGUUCAGGAUCUUGCAAGGCUUAGUUUGAAAGACCCAGAGUAUCUCAGUGUGCAUGAGGAAGCUGUGACAGCCACUCCCAAUCGCUUGCAGCAAACUGCAAUGAUCGUUCCACUCGACCAAAAGUUGGAUAUGUUAUGGAGUUUCAUAAAGGCACAUCUGAGAUCAAAGAUUCUUGUGUUUCUUUCAAGCUGCAAAGAGGUCAAAUUUGUCUUUGAAGCAUUCAAGAAAUUGCGUCCUGGAAUACCCUUGAAGUGUCUUCAUGGAAGGAUGAAUCAAGAGAAGAGGAUGGGUAUAUAUUCCCAGUUCUGUGAGUCUCAUUCAGUUCUGUUCUCAACGGAUGUGGCUUCAAGAGGUCUUGAUUUUAACAAAGCAGUUGACUGGGUUGUGCAGGUAGAUUGUCCGGAGGAUGUUGCAUCUUAUAUACACCGAGUUGGCCGCACUGCUCGCUAUCUUUCUGGAGGAAGGUCAGUUUUAUUUCUGAUGCCUUCAGAAAUGAAGAUGCUUGAAAAUUUACAGGCAGCAAAAAUACCAAUACAGUUUAUUAAGGCAAAUUCAAAGAGGCUGCAACCUGUUUCUGGAUUGUUAUCAGCUUUACUAGUGAAGUAUCCAGAUAUGCAGCAUCUGGCUCAGAGGGCCUUUAUCACAUAUUUGCGUUCUAUUCAUAUUCAAAAAGAUAAAGAGGUUUUUGAUGUGAUGAAACUACCUAUUGAUGAAUAUUCAGCGUCACUUGGUUUACCAAUGACCCCUAAAGUCAGGUUCUUGAACCAAAAAAAGAAAAGCAAAAAGGAGUCAGAAAAAUCUUCUUUUCUUGAAUCAGAAAUCUUUGACGAGGAGAAUGAGUCAGUUAUGCCAAAAGAAGAGCUACUAGUAGAAGAUGUGAAAGACAAGAAAGUGGACAAAGAUUUUCUUCUGAAGGAUGGUACACAAGAUGUGGGAGAACAGAAUGCUAGUGAGAUUGGAGAUACUAUGCCGGUGACACGGGUUUUGAAGAAAAAAAAGCUGAAGAUCAAUGUUCAUAGGCCUCUGGGGACAAGGGUGGUCUUUGAUGAGGAAGGCAACACGCAGACUCCAUUUGCCAUGUUGGGUGACAAGAAGAGUGGCAACAUUCUGCUCGACCAGGACAAAAAGGAUGAGUACUACAAGAAAAUGAGAGCUGAGUUGAAGCAAGUGGACAAGGAAGACAAGCUUUUGGAGCGCCAACGGCUUAGGGAGAAACGACUCAAGCAGAAGAUGAAGCGAAAGAAAGGGAGAGAGGAGGAAGAGGAUGAUGAAGAGGAUGAGGAUGAUCUUUCUGGUUUAGAAGGAGAAUCAGAUGCAAACAGAAAACAUAAGAGGUCUAAAGUAUACUUCCAUAGUGAUAGUGAUGAUGGUGAAAUAGAAGAAAAUAAGGCCGACACAGGUUUCAAUGCUGAUUCCGUAUCUCUGGCAGAACAAGAAGAACUUGCUCUUAAGUUGUUAAACUCAAUGCACUCGUAAAUUAUAUGAAGUACAUGAUCCUCCUAUUGACCUUAUAUUAGUUCAUUGCCAACAGAAACAGCUGAAACCUUUCUGUUCCCAAUUAACAGAAAAUGCAAUUUUGUCCUCUUCACAGCA
Theobroma cacao (cacao) is the source of this 2490-nucleotide messenger RNA. Its product is annotated as DEA(D/H)-box RNA helicase family protein. NCBI's taxonomy places the organism in Eukaryota, Viridiplantae, Streptophyta, Magnoliopsida, Malvales, Malvaceae. The record is from RefSeq and is a predicted model, not a curated record. Gene Ontology annotation, molecular function: ATP binding; nucleic acid binding; RNA helicase activity.